CAGCUGAGACUACAGAUGAAUAUUCAGGUGUUUAAGAUAGAAGUGCUAAUGAAUGGAAGAAAACAUUUUGUUGAGAAAAGGUACAGCGAAUUUCACGCUUUGCACAAAAAGCUUAAGAAAUGUAUUAAAACUCCAGAAAUCCCUUCUAAACAUGUGAGGAAUUGGGUCCCCAAAGUCUUGGAACAACGACGACAGGGUUUGGAAACAUAUUUACAGGCUGUCAUUUUAGAAAAUGAAGAACUUCCCAAACUGUUUCUUGACUUCCUGAACGUGCGGCGCGUGCCAUCCUUACCAAAGGCUGAGAGUUGUGGAUCUUUUGAUGAGACAGAAUUUGAAGAGCCAAGCAAACUGUCCCACCAGCCGGUGCUGCUGUUCCUCAGGGAUCCAUACGUCUUGCCUGCAGCCAGCGAUUUUCCAAAUGUGGUUAUCGAAGGAGUUCUCCAUGGGAUAUUUUACCCUUAUCUACAGCCCAGGUAGAAAUCUUCCAUGGCCAGAAGAAGCUGAAGCAAGUUUCAAAGUUGCAGCCAAGGAAAUCGAUACCUACCAAAUUAACUAAACUCUAUGACAUAACAGCUCUAGCUAGUGGUAAAAUUCACAGUCCCAGCUUAAUUCAGGGCAAGGACGUUUCCAUUAGAAUGGUACUUUUAAAAAUAGAAACUGAACCAGGGCGGUGCUGAGGUUAAGGCCAAGUGUUUAAGGAGAAUGUAGCUGUCAAUUUAGAAACCCAGGAAAAGGAAGUCGUAGAACAUCCCUGGGAGCACCGAGUGUGACCAAAUUCAGUGACUCGCAGCUUCACUCGCAACAUUUGCUAAUUGAAAAUCUUAUCCUGAAUCGUACUGAGACUGAUCAACUUAGGUAGCUUUUUUGUUCCGAUUCUGUGAAACAUUAAUCUUGUUCUGAGAUUUUCUCAGCCAGCGAUAGAUACAUUGUGAAGUGCUGGCACCAGGGGAGUAUCAGAAACACACACUGCUAAAUGCGAGGAAGGGACUAAACUGGAAAUUAAAUUAUACUGACAAUAUUAGGGCACUUUUUAAAUCGAGGCAUUUUAAUUUACAUUACAGUGGAGUUGCAUCAUACCCAGGAGUUAACUUCUAAUGUCAGCACAUAAGAUAAAAUGAUCCUCGAAAGCCACGUGGAAAGGUGCCACGUUGGAAAUUGUCCAUCUACCACAGCCCAUUUUUCCUCCAUUGUAGGAAGAGGUAACUGUUUCUUCAGUUGAAGACCAAUAGAAGUUCUUGAUGUUUGUUUAGGGGCUAUUUUACAUAAAACACAGACACAGACACACACACACACACACACACACACACACACACACACACACACCUUUAAACACUAGAAUCACACUUACCCUAUAAGAUGCUUGCCUUCUAAGUAACAAUGUGAACUGAGUGACUGAGGGAACACCACAGUGACAAUAUUCAACUUGAUUUACUCAAGGGCAUCCAUUCAUCGAAUAGGUGGUAUUGCCACGGGUUUACUGUUAUUUUCCUUAUUUUCUUCUCACUGACCUCAUAUAUUGACUUAAUGCAAGUUCAGUGUGUUUAUGACAUGACUCCACUGUAUAUUUUACAGACAUUCAUAUUUUGAGUAGUAAAGGAUACAAGCAUAUAUUCAACCUGUAUGUAUGUGCUGUAUUUGGGCAUUUCUUUGAAAACUAAUUAAUAGCUAGCCUAUUUAUGGUUAUUAGUUUUAAUAAGCUUCUAUGUGGGAGAAGAAUAUUUAGAUUCAAAACUAAUUAUUGAAUCAUGUUUGAUUAGGAUAUAAAUAUGCAAGUUUAAAGCCUGCUGCAAACUUUUAGAAAUAUAUUUAUGAUGGACAUGUUACUACAUGUUGGAAACAAGCAAGAAUGAAAUUAUCAAAUGUCAACGACCAGAAAUAACUGAAAUAGUCAAGUGUUGGAGAUAUUUUUUAAUGUUUUUUGUUAUUAGCUAUUUUGAGUUAAAUAAAAGCAAAGAACUUCUUGUUUUUAAA
Molecule: messenger RNA, 1971 nt
Organism: Pteropus alecto (black flying fox)
Lineage: Eukaryota; Metazoa; Chordata; Mammalia; Chiroptera; Pteropodidae
Gene: SNX24
Product: sorting nexin 24
Exons: 7
Coding region: 16-477 (153 amino acids)
Molecular function (GO): phosphatidylinositol phosphate binding
Source: RefSeq, a predicted model, not a curated record